Rotaria sp. Silwood1 is the source of this 657-nucleotide messenger RNA. Lineage: Eukaryota; Metazoa; Rotifera; Eurotatoria; Philodinida; Philodinidae. The record is from the annotation of a GenBank genome assembly.
AUGCGACGACAUCGUCAAAUAGCUUUACUUGGGUUUCCAGGUGUUGGUAAAUCUUCACUUGCUCAUCAUUUUGUUUAUAAACAAUUUUAUAAUGAAUAUGAUCCAAAUAUAAAAACAAAUCUUUACUAUCAAUGUGUUAUUGAAGGUGAAGAAUAUGAUUUAGUUAUUGUUGAUAAUGCUGGAUCUGAUCAAUAUACAUUAAAUCAUAGUGAUUUUGAUACAAGUGAUGCAUAUGUUCUUAUUUAUGCUAUUGAUGAUAGACAGAGUUUUGAAAUGGUAUCAAAAAUUCGAGAUAAAAUAAUUUCAACUAGUCCUACAACUCGAAUACCAAUUGUUCUUGUUGGAAAUAAAAUUGAUCGAAAAGAUGAACGAGUUGUUUCAAGUGAAGAAGGUCGAUUAUUGGCUCGUGCAUGGAAUGUUCAUUUUAUUGAAGCAUCAGCUAUGAAUUUAGAGGCUGUGAAAAAAUUGUUUGAAAAAAGUAUUCAUGCUAUGAAUUAUAUUGAUCCAACAGAAGAUACAAACGAAGAUAAUUCAACUGAAAAAUAUACUAAUGAUAUUAACUCAACAUCAUCCUCUCGGAAUGGUUUCAAUAAAAAACCAAAUGGGAAUUUAUCAACCAAAGAACAAUCAUCAAAAACAAUAUGUACUAUUUCAUGA